CUGCACUACGGGAACCUCCUGGGCAGCAGAGCUUGUGUCCACAUGGCAGCAGCUGCCUGGGGCACUGCGUUGCUCUAUUCUCUCCUGCACACUGCCAACACUUUUUCCCUACCCCUCUGCCAGGGGAAUGCUGUGGACCAGUUCUUCUGUGAAGUCCCUCAGAUCCUCAAGCUCUCCUGCUCUUACUCCUACCUCAGGGAAGUUGGGCUCCUUGUUGUUAGUGCCAGUUUAGUUUUUGGGUGUUUUGCUUUCAUUCCUUUUUCCUAUGUCCAGAUCUUCCGUGUGGUGCUGAGGAUCCCCUCUGAGCAGGGACAGCACAAAGCCUUUUCCACGUGUCUCCCUCACCUUGUCGUGGUCUCCCUGUUUAUCAGCACUGCCAUGUUUGCCCACUUGAAGCCCCCAUCCAUCUCCUCCCCAUCUCUGGACCUGGUGGUGUCAUUUCUGUACUCGGUGGUGCCCCCAGCAGUGAACCCCUCAUCUACAGCAUGA
Tyto alba (common barn owl) is the source of this 489-nucleotide messenger RNA. RefSeq names its product olfactory receptor 14J1-like. Gene Ontology annotation, molecular function: olfactory receptor activity. The transcript has a single exon. The annotation marks the transcript as partial. Gene Ontology annotation, cellular component: membrane. The record is from RefSeq and is a predicted model, not a curated record. NCBI's taxonomy places the organism in Eukaryota, Metazoa, Chordata, Aves, Strigiformes, Tytonidae. Gene Ontology annotation, biological process: G protein-coupled receptor signaling pathway.